This is a messenger RNA of Purpureocillium takamizusanense, 1802 nucleotides long. RefSeq lists its product as uncharacterized. Lineage: Eukaryota; Fungi; Ascomycota; Sordariomycetes; Hypocreales; Ophiocordycipitaceae. The record is from RefSeq and is a predicted model, not a curated record. The coding region runs from base 39 to 1643 and encodes 534 amino acids. Gene Ontology annotation, biological process: regulation of DNA-templated transcription. Gene Ontology annotation, molecular function: DNA-binding transcription factor activity. The transcript has 4 exons.
CGUCUGCCCUUUAUGAUGUUGGACGUCUGCCAUCUUAUAUGCCACGACGCAACGUAACUCCGUGUCUGUCAGAAUUAGUCGUCGGGUCUUUCUUACUCAGGCCGACUGCUUUCACAAUGACCAAAGAGGAUUGGACGCUGGUAACCGACCGCAGCCAGAAGAAGAGAAUACAGAAUCGAGUCGCGCAGCGCACGUACCGCAACCGGAUAAAACAGAGGGUAGAGGAACUUGAGAAAGAGGUCAGCGAAUACAGACGUCGUGAGCAGGAGGCGGAGGGCAUCAAAGAUGGAGAAGCCAGUGCCAAUGGCAGCAGUGUGGCUAUGCAAAGCAGUGCCACGGACAUCCGCAGAAGCCCGGGGCGAGACAAAGAGAACCCAGCCGGACCCAGCCGUUCGAACUGUACCGCCACGAGCAGAGACCAAAGUACCAGCAACAAUAGCGAUAAGAGCAACGACAGGGCCAGCAGCAGCAACAGCAGUUACAUUUUAGAUAUGGAGAUGGCAGAUGGAGAUGCGAGGCCCAGCGACAUGGGGACGAUGCUGCAACCGGGAGGCUCGGCGAUACAGUCCCAGUGCUUGGCGCAACCAGGCCAUCCGCGAUCGCAAAUGCCCCCGCAAGUUGCCUUUGCAUCCUUCCCCGGAUUUGCCUCUCCGCCUUUGUCUCAGCCCUACAGUCUCAGCCCGGACUGGGGCUGGUCAAAUGUCGCCAGCAACAUGUACCGAGAGACCCUGCAUCAACAGAGCCUGCCUGCUUUCACUGGUAUCGGUGCAGGCAGACAAAGCAGCACAUGCAACGGUAACGCGGCGGGCUCGGACGCGUCGUAUCAGCUGUCAUCUGAAACUUCUUAUUUAGUCCGGCCAGGAGUUCAAGAACACAGCCACAUUCCGACACCAGAUGGGACCAUGGAUAUUCCCACCACAACUGCAGACCGGUCCUCAGACGGGGGCUCCAUAGGAGCUCCUAGUCCUGCUAGCUCAGGGAGCGUCUCAAGCACGACACCUCAACGGAACUACAACAACACAAUUACAGUGGACCCAUCUCUGAGAGACAGGCCAUUAGAGGAGAGAUUUGAGCAUCUUCGUCAGUGCAUGGAGAGUCUGGGCCUGGGAAGCCUCGAGGACAGUAUGGGACGGUAUUACACAGAAGACUUCGACCACGACUCCGAUAUAUCACAGGAUCAGCGCAACAGUAGACACAGCGAGCUACCUCUGUUGCUGGCCAAACUGCGUACAAACGCAAAAGGGUGGUCGCAGUGGGAGGCGCACGGCUAUCAAUAUGAGAUCAUCAAGUCCGCAGAGACCAUUGCUCGCUCUGAGAGAGCCGAAUGCGCCGCAUCACGAACGGCGUUUGCAGAUGUCUUGGUCGAGAUCGAGAAGCUGCCUACCGAGACUGAUGGGUUGGACAAUUCUUCAUUAUCAAAGGCAUUCCGACCUUUAACAAAACUGUUUCAGGACAAGGUUCCAAAGUUGUGGGCAUUGACCGAGUCGCUCGUCGGCUGCGACGAGAGCGCGAACCAAAGACAGCGCCGUUAUACGUCUCUCGCCAUCAUGUUACUUCUUUGUUGCUCUGGCCAAGUUCGAAAGCCGCAGAUGACAGCGUUGAUUGGUAGUUGCAUGGAAAUUGCGUAUGGCAGUCAGGCCUAGGGAGAAUGAGCGGAACAGCGGCUUGUUGCAAUUCUGGAUAUCUUUACAGAGGCGCCUCGGGGAAAGUAAAAUGAACAUGGAAAACAGGACGGGAUUCAUUGGAACCCAAAUUUCUUCUUGCCCACAGUAGAAACCUGAUAGAUAACUAGCGAGUGGUGC